Rotaria sordida is the source of this 615-nucleotide messenger RNA. The record is from the annotation of a GenBank genome assembly. NCBI's taxonomy places the organism in Eukaryota, Metazoa, Rotifera, Eurotatoria, Philodinida, Philodinidae.
AUGCCAAUGGAUGAAUGUCGGUCAUGUUUUGUCAUCUUUCUGCUUCUGAUUGCUAUCGUUGAAUGCAAGAAAAUUGAUGGUUGGCCUAUGAGUGCAUCUGGAACAGUUCAGACUAAUUGGACUGGUACUUGGUAUGGUGCGACCGAAGCCUAUCCGAAAGGUACAUUAGGCAAUGGCUGGAAUGUGACAUUUGAGAUUGGACCCUACCCAAUGGUUGAUAAUAAUUGCACCAUGUGGCGAAGCAUUUUUAAAGAGAAUGGUACAAUUAAACUUACUAAAGACAAUCGUUUCUGUCGAGAACAUGGUCCUGAUGAUUUGUAUAUUUAUGACGGUAGUAGUGGUGUGAAGGUAGCAGUACAAUGGAUCCAUAAUAUGUUGGUGUCAUCAUUUAAAUAUAAUGGUGUAUUUGCCGUCGCCACCAUGCGAAUGCGUGGAGACAUCCUUGAAGAAGAGAUUUUAAUUACUGGUGACAAUCCCGCUAUUAAAGAUGUCAUGGUGUCUGUACGAACACAUAGUAUUCAUUUAAAGACAAUGAGACGAAUGUCUAUGUCCAACAAAACUAUCUCUAAUUCCUGUAAAAAGAACAAAGACACCAGGUCUAAGAAACGAGGAUAA